GGAGUCCAGGUACCGAAGUUUACGCUCCUCUUCUUCUUCGACCACACGCUGCUCUCCUUCUCCUCCGCCACCGGCUGGUGCCUCAUCUCGGCCUUCAUCCUCAACUCGCUCCUAGUGUAAGUCCUCCCCUCCAGAUCCACGCAAACAAAUCUCUCAUUCUCCCUUUUAGAGCUGCCUACCUGUUCGUGCUGGUGGAGAGGGCCAAAAAGUGCCUGGAUUUCUCGGCCACUGUCUACAUUAUUCACUUGAUCUUGAGCUCCAUCUACGGGGGAUUCCCGCUAACUGUGACGUGGUGGUUGCUCAUGGGGACGUGCUUGGCCGUCACUGCCCUCCUUGGCGAGUGGCUCUGCCUCAGGCGCGAAUUGAGGGACAUCCCCAUUAGAACGGCGCGUGCAACUGUUUAGCAACGAGACGGAAGGCCUCCAUUCUUUUCCCACCACAACGGGCGACAGGGGCGCGUGUAAACUACUACCUAGGUAGCGAGAGACACUUCGAUUCAGUAGAUGGCGGCGGCGAUUUGCUCCAGCGGCAGCACAGGCGCCGGGAGUGGCACUUCUCGUGCAGUGGUGUGCGGUGCGGGCGUUAUCGGUUCCUGUACCGCUUACUUCCUGGGGAAGAGGGGCGUCAAGGUGACGGUCGUGGACAGCUGUGGCGUGGCUACGGCAGCAUCGGGUAAGGCUGGUGGCUUCCUUGCUCUCGACUGGUGCGAUGGUUCUCCGGUCGGGAACCUGGCGCGAGCAAGCUUUGCCCUGCACCGGCAGCUUGCAGACGAGCUUGGUGGCGAAACAAAUUACGGGUACAGAAGGCUGGAUGCGCUGAGUGUCACGGUCAAAGAGCCUACAGGGACAGCAGGUGCAGGAGCUUCCGCCUCUCUUCCAUCGUGGAUCGAUGGUGCAAUCAGGAAAUCCAGUUCCAUCGGGAGCCAGGCAACUACAGCUCAGGUCCAUCCUCAGCUCUUCACUCGGACCGUCAUGUCCCGUGCCGAGUCUGACUUUGGAGCCGAGUUCCUCAAGGGUACUGUGCGAGAGAUCAGAGUCGACCCCGAGACGGCCCAGGUUUCAGGGGUGGUGGUUGAUGACAAGUUUGUGGAAGCGGAGACGGUGGUGAUUGCUCUCGGGCCCUGGUGUGGAAAGCUAAAGCUUGUGACCGACUUAACAAGCAUUUCGGGGCUGAAAGCGCACAGUAUUAUCCUGCAGCCUCGUGAGGGACGGGACAUCUCCCCGCACGCUUUGUUCCUCAGUUUCACCUCUAGGGAGGGUGAAACCAUGGAUCCAGAAGUGUAUCCACGUCCCACCGGGGAAGUCUACGUGUGCGGUAUGUCGGAGCAUGUGGAACUUCCUCCAGAUGCGGACCACGUCGAGCCCAAGGCCGAAGCGAUGGACAUGCUGAAGCGAGUUGCUGGGGCCGUGUCGAGUCAGCUGGAUGGCUGCCAAGUCAAGGCUCAGCAGGCGUGCUUCCUGCCGCUCUCGGUUGACGGUGUUCCUCUCAUUGGAAAGCUUCCUCACGCAGCCGGUGUCUACUUGGCAACCGGGCACAGUUGCUGGGGAAUCCUGAAUGCACCGGCGACCGGUGCAAGUCUAGCGGAGCUCAUUGUCGAAAGCCACUCUACGACAGUGGAUCUCAAGCCCUUCGACCCGGCUAGAUUUCUCACCGCAGAGAAAGGGAGAAGAAAGUUUCUUUGAUCAGAUUACCGGGAUGGUAUGUAUCUAGGCCCACUCACCAUGAAACAGUGGUUUUCUAAUAACAUCCGAUUCUAUAUC
Selaginella moellendorffii is the source of this 1760-nucleotide messenger RNA. Its product is annotated as putative oxidoreductase TDA3. Lineage: Eukaryota; Viridiplantae; Streptophyta; Lycopodiopsida; Selaginellales; Selaginellaceae. The coding region runs from base 504 to 1682 and encodes 392 amino acids. Gene Ontology annotation, cellular component: cytoplasm. The record is from RefSeq and is a predicted model, not a curated record. Gene Ontology annotation, molecular function: oxidoreductase activity. The transcript is spliced from 2 exons.